GACUUGCAAGUAGUGGUUGUAAGGAUUGAUCUUCCAUUACAACUUCAGGUUAAUCAUGCACUGGUUGAAGAGAUAUGGAAUAUCAAUCGGCAGCUUAUCGACACUGUUGUAGAAAUUAGUGAUGAAGGUUUUGAUCCAAGUGCUGUUGCUUCCGCAACAGAGGGUGGUGAAGGUACUACUGUUAAGUGUUCCUUCACUUCCGUUGCAUUGAGUCCAAGCUUAAAAUCACAGUAUGCUUCAGCACAGAUGUCUCAAAUUCAGCCUUUGAGAUUGCUCGUUCCAGCUAAUUAUCCAGACUGCUCUCUGGUUUUGUUGGACGAGUUUCCAGUUGAAGUCAGUAAAAAGUAUGAAGAUCACUCCAUGAAGGCCAAAUCAAGGUUUGGUGUCUUUCUGCGAAAUUUUUCACAACCAAUGUCUUUAAAAGACAUAGCAAAGACUUGGGAUGUUUGCGCUCGCUCUGUGAUUUCUGAAUGUGCACAGCAAAAUGGUGGAGGAACCCUCAGCUCAAAGUAUGGGUCUUGGGAGAAUUGUUUGAGUACAGCAUGAUCAAAACCUAAUUUAUGAGCAAAGUUAUGAGUUUGGCUUGAUCCAUCCCUUGACUCCGUUCUAAUCCUGUCUUGAUCCACCCUUUGACUUUGCUCUCCUUCUGCCUCCUAUUUACUGGUGGUGACAGCAUAUUUCUCGGCUUCUUGAAUGAGAUUUUUACCUAUAUGUACUACAUUAGAAACUUAUUUACCCUCACUGUUUAGCUUUUAACUUAAUUACAAAUUGAUAUACAAUUUACCAAUUAUAUACAAAUUAGUAU
Messenger RNA from Nicotiana tabacum (common tobacco), 805 nucleotides. Lineage: Eukaryota; Viridiplantae; Streptophyta; Magnoliopsida; Solanales; Solanaceae. The record is from RefSeq and is a predicted model, not a curated record.